Schistocerca nitens (vagrant locust) is the source of this 1530-nucleotide messenger RNA. RefSeq lists its product as uncharacterized. Lineage: Eukaryota; Metazoa; Arthropoda; Insecta; Orthoptera; Acrididae. The transcript has 8 exons. The record is from RefSeq and is a predicted model, not a curated record. Gene Ontology annotation, molecular function: olfactory receptor activity; odorant binding. Gene Ontology annotation, cellular component: plasma membrane. Bases 56 to 1396 code for a protein of 446 amino acids. Gene Ontology annotation, biological process: detection of chemical stimulus involved in sensory perception of smell; sensory perception of smell.
CUUUACUUGUUCACAGUUAUCCUGUUAACGGCAGGGCACGAUCUUAAGACAGUAAAUGAUGAAAGGGCGCAACCAGGCGGCGACCACUUUGGAAGACGUCCAGGACCUGGUGAGUCCCAACGCCGCCAUGCUGCGACUGUUGGGGCUGUGGAGCGCGCCGGGCUCUGCUGGUGAAGGCACCAGGGGCGUCGCAGCUUUGGCGCGCGGAUGGUUCUGCUGGGUCAUGGUGCUGUUCAUAGCGGCCACCAGCGCGGGCAAGCUGUGCCUGGACACCCCUGAGGAGCUGACCGCGCUGGCCGACUACGGCUACGCUGUGUUUCAUUUGACUGCCGUUACAGUGAAGGUUGCCUGCUUCAUUCUGCAGAGAAGCACUAUUCAAGAACUUGUGAAGCAACUGGCGUACAGCAGGAAGACAUACGGAAGAAGACAGGCCGACAAUCUUGUCCGCGAGUUCUAUCAGCGCCGCGCCACUACUGUCUACCGCAUCUUACAGGUCUUAGCGCUGGUAGUGAUCUGUUUGUGGAUCAGCGCACCGUUGUUGCAGUACAAGACAGCUGAUGAAUUUCCUGAUUCAGAGGAGGUCGACCGACAGCCGCCGCAUCCAAUCUGGAUUCCGCCACGGUCGCCGGAGUACGAGAUAGUGUACUCGGUACAGGCGCUGUGCGGCACCAUGGCGGUGCAACUCUCCAUGCUGAUCGACGCCUCCUUCUACAAGCUAAUGAUGCUGGUGACAGCCGAGCUGCAGAUUCUCAACGACAACCUGGCAGUGCUCGGGAGAGCGGACGCUUCUGCCGAGCGAAAGGGCAGCUGUCCCACUAAUGUGCUCGGACAGGAAACAGAUGAUGUUGCUAUUCAACAGAUCAAACAAACUGCUGCUCCAGUCACUGAGCAUAACGACCAUCCAAGAAAGCUACUAUACUGCCAGCUGGUGGAAAACAUACGUCACCAUCAGGUCGUUGUAAAGUGUUUCAACCUACUGCAGCUGGCGAUAACCUACUCUAUUUCUAUUCUUCUGCUCUCCAACAUACUUACGGUGUGCUUCUCCAUCUUCGUUGUUUCUGUGCUGUUGCAGAGUGAUGGAGGUUUGAAAAGAGCGAUGAAAACAAUAGCUGGAAUUCCUAGCGUAUUAAGAGAGGCUGGAAUGUAUUGCAUAUUUGGUCAAAUGGUUGUCAAUCAGAGCGAGAGGCUGCGUCAAUCUGCCUACAGCUGCAGCUGGGUUGGCGCUGAAGCUCCUUUCAAACGAGCGCUCGUCAUAUUCGUGAUGAGAACAUCGCAACCUCUGGAGUUCUCAGUGGGCAAGUUAAUUAAGCUGUCCAGCGAGACGUUUUUAAAGAUUCUGAAUAGCUCAUACACUCUUAUCAAUCUUCUGCAUCAGUUCCAAGGGCCAAAAGAUUGAACUUCCAGAGAAGACCACAUGACAUGGCAAAAAGGAUGCUUCCAGUGCAGCAGCAAUUUACACGUAACUUUUUAUCAUGUCACAAACAGAAGACAUUACAUUUACUAAUAAUGUCUAAUGUUUGUGAUGAGAUA